Messenger RNA from Patiria miniata (bat star), 4093 nucleotides. RefSeq names its product disks large-associated protein 5-like. Gene Ontology annotation, molecular function: microtubule binding. Gene Ontology annotation, cellular component: cytoplasm; spindle pole centrosome; nucleus. Lineage: Eukaryota; Metazoa; Echinodermata; Asteroidea; Valvatida; Asterinidae. Gene Ontology annotation, biological process: chromosome segregation; regulation of mitotic cell cycle; centrosome localization. The transcript is spliced from 16 exons. Bases 141 to 2960 code for a protein of 939 amino acids. The record is from RefSeq and is a predicted model, not a curated record.
GUGACGUCAUUUUCAAACGGCCAAUCAAAGCGGCAGUUUUUGGAUCGUUUUUUAAGUUGGCUACGAUUCCCAGAUGCCGCAGACUGAGUGACGGGCGUAACGAAAUUUGUAACGAUUCUUAUAAAGUAAAGAAAACCAAAAUGGCUUUCGCAUCCUCGUACAAGAAGAAGGGCAUAGGACUUGACAACAAUGAGAAGCGGAUUCUCCGAGUAAAGCGGCGCUCCGUCGACCAACGUAUGCAUCGCGAUGAAACCAUCAUGAAACAACGAAACAUUGGCUCACUGACCCCGCUGAGGGAAAACACAGACGACAACAUCCAGAAGAAUACAAGUCAUCUGACAACGAGGGUGAGACAGCAGAAAGCUGACAAGACACUAAAAAAAGGAGUCCCUGUCAAGGCUGAGACGGCUGAAACCCAGGCCCGACGCGACCUGCUACAAAAAUGGAAGAUGGAGAAGGAGCUGAAGAAGAAGUUGGCCCAGGAUAAAGAACGAUCGAAACCAAAGUUCAAGGUGUGUCAUGUUACCAAGGAGAAGGCGCCUAGUAUGUCCUCCAAGACCAAGGCACCUGCCUCAACAAAGCCACAGAUACAGAAAGAAGCUCCAUUAGCACAGCGCAGAGUCACCCGAGCUUCCACCAAAGCCUCCACUAGCAAGCCGCUAACCACCCAAUCCAAGCCGGCAGCCCCUGUCCCAGAGCAAACUAAACGAGUGACAAGGCAGUCCACAAGACAGGCAUCCAGACAUGAAGAUCAAAAAGAGAAUCGGCGAGUUUUGAAACCAACCUCAAGGACUGCUUCCGUCGCAAAGACAAGCAGCAAGUCAACUGUGAGCAAACCAGCCAUGCCUCCUCCUCCCGUCGCUUGUGAACCCAAAUUACCCUCACCAUCCGCAACCCAGCACGUCACCAGCGAGAGGGGGGCUUCCUUGCCUGACCCUAAAAUGAACCAGUCCUUCGCUCCCUCCCACUUCACCUUCAAUUUCCAGUUUGAGCCCAUGAGCCCCGCUAGCACGAAAAACUUUCUGUUCCCUGAGACAGCAGUACGAAGAGGACGGUGUUCCACUCCGACGUCAGCCAGCAGGCGUAAGCGAGCCUCCUCCCCUCUACCUCUAGAAAUCUCUGCCAUACAGUCCCCCAAGAAGCCCCUACAACAGGCUCCGCCCCCUAACGGCAUCGAAAGCAGCAAGGAAGAUGUGUCCUACUUUCGCAACCUCUUGAAGACAGAGACUUCAAAGUUGAACGACCUCUGUAGCAAGUGGGAAGCGGUACAGAAUGACACCAGUCUAAGUGAAGAUGUGGGCGGUGAGAUCCGCUCUACCAUCGGCAAGGCCCAGCUGCUGAUUGCCCAGAGGUUCAAGCAGUUCUCUGGCCUGGUGGAUAACUGCGAGCUUGGUCUCGGGGAGAAAAAGACUCACUGCUCAGAUCUGACAGGUUUCUGGGAAAUGAUCUACUUUCAGGUUGAAGACGUUAUGGGGAUGUUUGCAUCACUUGACAAACUCCAGGCCAACAAUUGGGUUAGAGAGGAGACCAAGACCGCGCCCAUCAAGACCAAGAAAGUCAUCAAGAAGGCCAAACCGGCCACCAAAAGCCAACCCACAAAGGACCGUGAAGCAGCCAGAGAGCGUCUAGCGGCCAUCAAGGCCAGUAUGAAGGCCAGGCAAACGCGGGCCAAAGCUGCUGAGCAUACCGUGUUUGAGGGUGGUUUCUUCAAGGUGGAGAGCCCUGUACGCAGACCUGCCCCACACUGCCAAGCUGGCUCGCCCUUCAAGACUCACACCAGUGGCAGCUACGCAAACACCCCACGUGUCCAGGGGUAUACACCCAAGAACGCUCGCAAGUCGAUACAGGGAAAGCUUUGUGGAGCACUCAGCAAGCUUGUGCUGGGAGAAGUAGCCACCCCUACCAGGAAAGUGGCCACACCCACCAGCAAAGUGACCACGCCCAUUGUCCAAAUGGCCACGCCCAUCAGGAAAGUGACCACACCCAUUGUCCAAAUGGCCAUGCCCACCAACAAAAUGGACACGCCCAUCAGCAAAGUAGACACGCCUAUCAGCAAAGUGGACACGCCCAUCACCAAAUUGGACACGCCCAUCACCAAAUUGGACACGCCCAUCACCAAAGUGGACACACCCGUCAGCAAAGUGGACAAGCCUGUUAACCAAACGACCACACCCGCAAGUAAUGCGGCAAUGGCUGUUAGCAAUAAUGCCACUCCCAACAACAAGGGUGCCACACCUAUAAAGUUGGCCACACCCUGCAGGACAGACACAGAAAAUGAUGCAACACCAAGUGCCUCAAUGGAAAAUGAAAAUGAGAACCCGUUUGCUAGGUACCUCCAGCCCUCUACCCCUGCUGUCGUCAAUCUCAACAAGCAAGCUGAGGAUUUCAUGCAGACCGAGCCACAGCAACAGCUGGUUGACCUGGGAGUUAGGUCGCGACCUCUCAACUCUGACCCGGCUGUCACGACCCCAGAGCCGUUGUGUUUGCAUCUGGACAGUGAGGGAGUGGACACGCAGAACACAUCUGUGUUUGCAGAUAGCCUGGAGAUGGAAUGUGUUGUUCCUGCUACUAACACACCGCGCACCAGGAGUAGAUCCAAAAGCAGCAUCUUGCUUCCCGGUCUCAACAGCCCUCGUGUACACCGGACACCAGCUGGUGUGAGCAAGGCUAAAAUUUGCAGUAUCUUCACACCUCCUCCGUCUUGUGCCGCCACCUCUCAGUUAGGAGACGACCUUAUCUGUUUUGAUUCACCGGCUCCAGUCACCUCAGCUGAAGCAAAGAGACAAGGUUCUGAAAAUUGCCCAAACGGCAAAACAGACCUACCGACUUGCAACGUCGCAAAGGCAACCGUUCGCCGGUCGAUCCGCCUACGUCACCACUCUGCCUGUUCCCCGCUCACAGCCGACAGUCUAACCGACCAAAAAGCUCGCUUGUACAAACCCAAUAUGUCCAUGAUGUGAUGUGUUUUUUGUAGUGAUUCUGAUGAUAAAAUGGUUCCUAUUGUAUUUGUAUCCAUUCCAUCAGAAGUGUUUACAAAACGUUGGCUCUUUUCCAGCUUUGGCUGCAUCUUUGGCUUUCGAGCGUUUCACAUUGUGUGUGCGUCGUGUCAACACUUGCGCACACCCAUUCACAGCUUUUCCGAACUAAAAACGAACUAUUAACAGAAAUUUCAAAAAAUGUCUUUAAACGCAUCUUUGGAAAUGACCCUUCAUUGUUUUCUUCAAAAUGACAGCAUGCCUGAAAGAAUAAUUUUACAGACGGUUUAGUGCCAUUACUAUCUUUAAACCAAGUAUGCUUUUCAACAAUUUUGUCAGUUUCUUUAUGGAUAGCUGCAAAUGAUAUACUCUACCUUUAAAUCCAGCAUCUGGGAUAUCUCAGGUUUGUGCACAUACUCAAAAAGUACACGAGAUGUGUUAUCCGAAAGUGCUUGAAACACAUGGCUUUCACUGGUGAACUUUAACAAAUUGUUAACAUACAUGUAAUUAUUUCUCGUUUUGUACAUACAUUGAUAUAUUAAUCUUUUAGAGGUACUUUUUAAAACCUAAUCAUGCAUUCUCAGGAUUGCGGUUUUACAGUCAGUAUUGAAAAAUAAUUAACCUGUUUGUUGCGUGCGAUAUGUUUUCUAUUUCAUAAGUCAGUUUACACUAUUUGUAGUCAGUAAAGGUUUUAUGCAACUAAGUUUACCAGAAUGUUUCCCCCCCCCUCCCGAGUUUUACAAAAUUCGCUGGGUUUGUGGUGUGACUUUGAUGGUAAACCAUUCAAUUUUAUUUGUCCGAACAAAUUUUGUAUUGUUAGUACGUCUGAAUGCAAGAUAGCUCAAAAUUGAUUGUUCUGGGUCUUUGUAUUUCAUCUGAACAAUUCAGCCUAGCUUCCCUCAGUAUAAGAGAGUUUUUAAAUUGUUUUUUUUUUGGUGCACUUGCGGGAUUAGCUUUUUUAAUUUUGAGGGGUGUGGUGGAGUAUGAACAAUCAUCUGGGUCUUUCAGUAAAAUUGUAAUAUAGGCAUAAUUAUCUUUUUUUUUCCAAAUCUUUCAUGUUUGUUGCUUCACUUUUACUAUUAAAUGAUUCAUAUAUAAUUAUUAAUUAACACACAAAA